UAGCAGCCGUAUCUAUCUGAUUUUUCUUCAACUCCUCGGUUUUUAGGUGGCGGCCAACCAAUUCCAGCCCAACUUCCCCAGAAAAUAACAAAAUAGUUAUCUUGGAGACAUAAAUUAUCCGUAGUAUCUUCUGGGUUAUCCCUGUAAAACAAACAGGUAAUCCCAUUCCUCUUCAGAUUAAGACCCACAGCCACAUAAUGUCUCUUGCGGCCAUUUCCACCCUCAUCCUCCUCCUCCUAUCAUCGCUUGCCGCCUCAUCUCCCGCCGCCAUCGCCGAUGAUACUCCGACGGCGUAUGAGGUCCUCGCGGGAUACAACUUCCCAAUUGGUAUCCUCCCUAAGGGCGCGACAGGGUACGAAUUAGACACAGGCACGGGUAAAUUCCUCGCCUAUUUGAACGGUUCGUGCAGCUUCGCUCUGGAAGGUUCCUAUCAGCUGAAAUACAAAUCAACAAUCAGUGGUUACAUAAGCCAAAACAAGCUCACAAAGCUGACUGGCAUAAGCGUGAAAGUGCUUUUCUUGUGGUUGAAUAUUGUGGAGGUGGUUAGAAAUGGAGAUGAUCUUGGAUUUUCCGUUGGGAUUGCGUCGGCGAAUUUCCCUAUUGAUAAUUUCUACGUGUGCCCGCAGUGUGGGUGUGGAUUGAAUUGCAAUAAUGUGAAGGUAAGCAACCUUAGAACCAACCCCUUUGUUUCCUCAACUUAGGGUUUCCAAAUAGAACAGUUUCUUGGAGGAAUCUUUUAAUGCUAUGUGGUAAUUGGAUAUUCCAUGAUCCGAUGUUUCUGUCACUGGAUGGGGUAUGACUUGAUUUGGGUCUUGUUUGUUUACUGGAAAUUGUUGAAUCUCAAUAUUGAGAUAAAGAACAUUUACAUAUUUGGUUUAUGUGCAUAUUCGAAUUAUGUGUUUUUCUA
Hevea brasiliensis (rubber tree) is the source of this 907-nucleotide messenger RNA. RefSeq lists its product as uncharacterized. Lineage: Eukaryota; Viridiplantae; Streptophyta; Magnoliopsida; Malpighiales; Euphorbiaceae. The record is from RefSeq and is a predicted model, not a curated record. The transcript has a single exon. Bases 198 to 701 code for a protein of 167 amino acids.